Molecule: messenger RNA, 801 nt
Organism: Geosmithia morbida
Lineage: Eukaryota; Fungi; Ascomycota; Sordariomycetes; Hypocreales; Bionectriaceae
Product: FBOX protein
Exons: 2
Source: RefSeq, a predicted model, not a curated record
GUAAAUCACUGGUUCCAUGACAUCGUCUCCGGCAUCAUCCACCGCCGUCUCCUCUCUGUGGCAUCACUCCCGCACAAUGACCUGAUCCUCGAGUGCUACCACCCAGCCGCCAAGACGUCCACGCCCUACCUGUCGUGUCGAUACCAGGACACCAAGAAACAGUGCCCGGGGGGCGACCUCUGCACCGGCGCCUGCGACAACGAUCCCACGCUGCACGACCUGAGGGGACUGUACUCGUCAUUCCGCCCCGUCCUGGACGAGCGACAACGGCAGAUUCUGCAGCUGCGCAAGCAGCGGCAGCAGUGGCAGCAGCAGCGCCGGGAGAGCGUCAACUCGUCUGCCCCCCAGGGCGACGUGGCUGACACGGCCUGCCAGGAUAUCUUCCUCGACGACGGCCAGCUGUUCUCCCAGCUCUGCGCCGUGACCAAUGUCGUCAAGGCCGGCCCCCGACCGGGCCUCUUCAAGAGCCACAUCAAUGUCGGCGAGGGGGUCCUGCGCGUGUGGAGAAACUGGCUCGACGACAUGGCCGUCUCCGACAAGGCGGCCCAGACCGGCGCCAGCAGCAACCAGAUCCUCUGGGUCGAUGCCGAUCAGACCGUUGGUGUGCGCUUCCGCGUCACCCCCGGUGAGGUCGAGACCCCGCCAUUCAGGACCAGAUCUGCCGACUGUCCACCUGCAUCUUAUAAGCUUGAGUACCAAGAGGUCCUCGUCCGCACAGAAAACCUCUUGAUGGCUGUUGAGCAGUCUGAAGUACAAGAAGAUUCGAUGGCCAAUACGGCCGUCGUCAUCAUGUCUUGUUAA